CACUUGGACGCCAUCACGACAAGUACCAUGGAGGCUGAGUCAGCACGGUCCAAACCGCAUAGUGAUGAUGCCACUGACAACCAAAGUACCGGUGAUGUCGUCCCGGAAAAGCUAUUGGCGCCCAAAGUGUCAACGUACCGCUUGCCUCGCUUCAGUUCUCGCCGUUUGAGCUCCAACAGCUCGUUCGGUGACCACGACGUGCUACCUCGCACCAAGAGUAUGUUCCCGGAGCCACGUGAGUUGACAAAAGAUGAUCUCACGAGUGCUGACGCGUUGAUGGCCGACGAUGUUUUCACCAUGAACGCGACUCUGUCGUCGGUGAUCGAGAACGCCUUAGGCCAGCCCAUUCCCGGUCUUGAGGUACGCUUCCGUAACCUCGAACUGUCCGCGGAGGUACCUUUGAUCAAGAGCGGGAGUCUGGAAGUCCCUACGCUAUGGACGCAAGUACAACAGGGAGUGGGUAGCAUCUUCGGUUCCAAGCAGUUCACAGUCGAGAAGAAGAUUCUACGCGGUGUGACUGGUGCCUUCAAGCCUGGCCGCAUCACGCUCGUACUGGGCCAGCCUGGAUCAGGCAAGUCUUCGCUUAUGAAGGUGCUAGCCAACCGGUUCCACAUGGACAAGAACAUCACCUUAAAGGGUGAAAUUGAAUACAACGGCAAGGAACGCUCAUUGAUGCUGGAUAUGCUGCCUCGCGACGUGGCCUACGUCAACCAGAUCGAUGAACACUACCCGCGAAUGACCGUGCAGGAAACGUUCGAGUUCGCUCAUCGAUGCUGCUCUGGUAAAGACCUGGAGCCGUGGGCUGUGGAGGCGCUGAAGAACUGCACGCCGGAGCACCAUGAACACGCUCUGAAGGUCGUGACGGCACACCACAAGUUUGCACCGGAUCUGAUGGUCAAGAAACUGGGUCUGGACAACUGUAAGGACACUGUGGUGGGCAACGCUAUGCUGCGUGGUGUUUCUGGUGGCGAGCGUAAGCGUGUCACCACAGGUGAGAUGUUGGUCGGUAGGAAGCGACUGCAGCUUCUCGAUGAGAUCAGUACGGGUCUCGAUAGUGCGGCCACGUACGACAUCUGUAAGUCCCUAAAGAGUGCUGCGCGUAACUUUAACGCUACCGUCGUGAUCUCGCUGCUGCAACCGUCCCCCGAAGUGUUCGAACUCUUCGACGAUGUCCUUCUAAUGAAUGAAGGCAGCAUCAUGUUCCACGGGAAGCGUGAGGAGGCUGUGCCCUACUUUGAGGACAUGGGCUUCCACUGUCCACCUCGCAAGGAUGUGGCCGAUUUCCUGCUGGAUCUAGGAACCAACAAGCAGGGCGUGUACGUUGUUGGAGACAAUGUGCCAUAUCUGUCUGCUGAGUUCGCUGAUCGCUUCCGUGAGUCAAACAUUUACCAGAAGACUCUGAAGCGGCUUGAUUCACCUGUCAAGGAGCCGCUUAUCAUUCCCGACGUCAAGCCGUUCCGUCUUUCAUUCUUCGAGGACUUGGCUCUCAUACUGCGUCGUCAGUUGAUGCUUACAUCGCGUGACACGACGUACCUCAUGGGUCGUGCAGUGAUGAAUACUGUCAUGGGUCUACUAUACGGAUCCACGUUCUGGCAGAUGGACGACGCGAACAGCCAACUGAUCCUCGGUCUGUUGUUCUCCUGUGCGAUGUUCCUUUCGUUGAGUCAGGCUUCUCAAGUACCGACGUUCAUUGAGGCCCGCUCGGUCUUCUACAAGCAACGCGGCGCUAACUUCUUCCGAUCCAGCGCGUAUGUUCUGGCCAUGUCGUUAUCACAGAUCCCGAUGGCUGUGGUGGAGACGGUGGUGUUUGGAGCGAUCACGUACUGGAUGGGAGGCUACGUCGCUCUAGCGGACCGCUUCAUCGUGUUCCUGGUCACGCUGUUCCUGUGUCAGAUGUGGUUCACCAGCUAUUUCUUCUUCCUGUCGUCGGUCUCGCCCAAUUUGACAGUCGCGCAGCCUGUGAUGAUGGUGUCGGUGCUGUUCUUCAUGCUGUUCGGAGGUUUCCUGAUCACCAAGGACAAUAUCCCGGACUACCUCAUCUGGAUCUUCUGGAUUGACCCUCUCGCCUGGUGCAUCCGUGCGCUGAGUAUCAAUCAGUAUCUGGCUCCGAAGUUCGACGUGUGUGUGUAUGAAGGCAUCGACUACUGCGCUACAUACAGCGAGACGAUCGGAGAGUACAGUCUGGGCGUAUUCAGUCUGCCGACCGGGUCAAUGUGGAUCUGGUACGGAUGGAUCUUCCUCUUCGCUGGGUACUUCAUGUUCGUCUUCGUGUCGUAUCUCGUGCUGGAAUACAAACGCUACGAAAGUCCUGAGAACAUUGCGGUAGUUGAAGAAGUUGCUGAGGACCAGAAUGUCUACUCGAAGAUGCCCAAGACUCCGAGGGAGUCCAAAACCGAUGACAAGGUGAUUGAAAUUCAAGAUGCCGACGACGUCAUGGGUGGCGUCACUACUAUUAGCGUUCCAGUCGAGCCCACUGGUCGUGGUGUUUCGCUACCUAUCACGUUGGCGUUUGAAGAUCUAUGGUACUCGGUCCCGAUGCCUGGUGGCAAGAAGGACGAGGAGAUUGACCUACUUAAGGGCGUCUCUGGUUUCGCUCUACCUGGUACGAUGACGGCGCUCAUGGGAUCCUCUGGUGCUGGUAAGACGACGCUGAUGGAUGUCAUUGCUGGUCGCAAAACUGGUGGCAGAAUUCAAGGGAAGAUUCUGCUCAAUGGCCACCCGGCCAAUGACCUCGCCAUCCGUAGAUGCACGGGAUACUGCGAGCAGAUGGACAUUCACUCCGACUCGGCUACAGUUCGUGAGGCGCUGAUCUUCUCGGCCAUGUUGCGUCAGGAUGCCAGUAUCUCGACUGCACAGAAGAUGGAGUCUGUGGAAGAGUGUAUUGAACUGCUGGAGCUUGGACCCAUCGCUGACAAGAUCAUCCGCGGGUCGUCCACGGAGCAGAUGAAGCGCGUGACCAUCGGCGUGGAGCUGGCAGCUCAGCCCAGUAUCAUCUUUAUGGACGAACCGACGAGUGGGUUGGACGCUCGCUCGGCCAAGUUGAUCAUGAACGGUGUUCGCAAGAUCGCCGACUCGGGCCGUACCAUUGUGUGUACGAUCCACCAGCCUAGUACGGAGGUGUUCAACCUGUUCGACUCGCUCCUUUUGCUUCGUCGUGGUGGCCGCAUGGUGUUCUUCGGUGAAUUGGGCAAGGAGUCCAAGAAUUUGAUCAACUACUUCGAGUCGUUCCCUGACGUGAAGCCUAUCACACCGGGGUACAACCCUGCGACGUGGAUGCUGGAGUGCAUCGGUGCCGGUGUAGGCUCCGGUCAUGCCGAUGCUGGUGCUGAUGGUGCGCAACCAUUGGACUUCGCUGAACGCUUCUUGGUGAGUGAUCAGAAGGUGUUGAUGGAGGAGGAUUUGGACCAGGAAGGCGUGCUGCACCCGUCGUCACACCUUCCAGAACUUACGUUUGAGACGAAACGCGCUUCGGACCCGCGCGUGCAGUUCCAGCUUCUGUGCCUUCGCUUCUUCCGCAUGUACUGGCGUACACCGACCUACAAUCUCACACGUUUGUUCAUCAGUGUCCUAUUGGGCUGCGUGUUCGGCGUCAUCUAUCAGGGAACCGACUACUCCACGUACACUGGCGCGAACUCGGGCAUCGGUCUGAUCUUCGUCAGUACUAUUUUCCUCGGCCUCAUCAGCUUCAACAGCGUCAUGCCUGUCGCUGCAGAUGAACGCACGGCCUUCUAUCGCGAACGCGCGUCGGAAACCUACAAUGCGUUGUGGUACUUUGUCGCCGGUACGUUGGUGGAGAUCCCGUACAUUUUCUUGUCGAGCCUGUUGUUCUGCAUCAUCUUCUACCCGAGCGUCGGCUUCACUGGUUACAUCACGUUCUUCUACUACUGGCUCGUCGUGGCGAUGAACGCGUUGCUGUUCGUAUAUUUCGGACAGCUAAUGGUGUUUGCGCUUCCCAGUGUCGCUGUGGCGUCCACCCUUGGAGCUCUCUUUAGCGGUAUUUUCAUGCUGUUUGCAGGUUUUAACCCGCCCACGGGCAGUAUCCCAACGGGUUACAUGUGGGUGCACUGGAUCUCCCCGCCAACGUACACCAUCUCGAUGCUGGUGUCGCUGGUAUUUGCCGACUGCUCUGACGGCAGCACGGACGGCAUCAGUUGCCAAACGCUGCAGAAUGCGCCGCCCACGAUUGGUGAGAUGACGCUCAAAGAGUACGUCGAGGAGACGUUCGACAUGAAGCACAGUGAUAUCUGGAGGAACGUGGCGAUCAUGAUCGUUCUGAUCGUGGUCUUCCGUAUUUUGGCGUUGGUCUCGCUACGCUACAUCAACCACCUCAAGCGCUAGGAAGAUAGCGAAGGAGUUGUCUGCCUUUGUCGAUAAUGUACCUGGCCUAGGGUCAUUUACCUUUAUUACAAUUGCAUAGUCCCCGAACGACGGCCUAGCAGGAUAGUUUAGAGGCUGAAAUCGUCCUUACCUUGUUGCUUUGUCCAACAAUACGCUC
Messenger RNA from Phytophthora nicotianae INRA-310, 4495 nucleotides. RefSeq lists its product as hypothetical. The transcript has a single exon. Gene Ontology annotation, biological process: transmembrane transport. The record is from RefSeq and is a predicted model, not a curated record. Gene Ontology annotation, molecular function: ATP binding; ABC-type transporter activity; ATP hydrolysis activity. Gene Ontology annotation, cellular component: membrane. NCBI's taxonomy places the organism in Eukaryota, Oomycota, Peronosporomycetes, Peronosporales, Peronosporaceae. The coding region runs from base 28 to 4338 and encodes 1436 amino acids.